UCGAAAAAUACACAGAAUACAACAAAGAAAGCUAAAAGGAAUGAAAAGUUUUCAACAUCACUUUUCGAAUUUACAAAAAAAGUUCAUCUUUGGUUUACAAGACCACGUGUAUCCCAUUCCUGGAAAUGUCAAUGCAACAGUGGAGGUGCUAGUAUGGACAGAUCUUUCGUAUAUCAGUUCAUUUCAUCAACUGGUUCACCAUCCUCAUGUGGAAACAGAUAUUUUGAAGUAUGUGGCUACAGUUGUGCACGCGGGAAAUGAAAUGUUUCACAAUGGAAUAAAGGAUCCGUCAUUGAAUAUCUCGGUAUUCUUAACAGGUGCUGUAAUUUGUAAGUCAGCAAACUGCAGUAAAUUUACCUCAGACUUACUACAUAAUGGAACUGUAGAGAACCACAGGGCUUUGGACUUGUUUGCGGAGACUCUAGCGUCGACCUAUAGUAACCAUACGCUCAGGUUCCACUAUGAUUAUGCAGUUGCCUUCACUCGAUACGAUUUAGUCGACGUAAGCGGUACACCGAUUGGUGUUUCUUUUACCGACGAUAUCUGCUCAAUAAAAAACGGGAAAUCAUCAUCAAUCAUUGAAGAUCAAGGAGGCUUCACUUGUAUAGGGACUUUUGUUCAUGAAAUGGCCCACACUUUAGGCUCAGAUCAUGAUGGUUGGUUUCGUGGACAGGAGUGUGAUCCCAACAAUGGUUACAUAAUGGAUGUCGUGUCGCCGCUAACCGUUAAUGGCUUCUAUUUCUCUCAAUGCACGGUCAAUUCAAUCAAGAAAAACCUACUUAGACCCGAAGCCUUGUGUGUUCUGGAUAAGCCUCGGAUAAAUCAUCACUAUGACGUUUUGACUAAAGAUGCUCCUGGUCAAAUCUACAACGUCUCCGAACAAUGUCGUCAAAUUUAUGGAACGUCUUUUUGUUUGAGCGUCGGAACGACAUUGGAAGACAUUUGCCAUAAAUUGUACUGCUGGGAUCCAGUGCUUUCCAACGUCUGUUCAACAAAGUCUUCUGCCGCCCCCGGAACGUCUUGUGGACAUAAAAAGUGGUGUAUGAAUGGCGUGUGUGUUCACGAUGAUCGAGCACCAUAGCUUUAC
Molecule: messenger RNA, 1087 nt
Organism: Saccostrea echinata
Lineage: Eukaryota; Metazoa; Mollusca; Bivalvia; Ostreida; Ostreidae
Product: metalloprotease mig-17-like
Exons: 10
Coding region: 41-1081 (346 amino acids)
Biological process (GO): proteolysis
Molecular function (GO): metalloendopeptidase activity
Source: RefSeq, a predicted model, not a curated record